CCAUCUCUCUCUCUCUCUCCUCUCUUUCUCUCUCUUAAAUUCAAAAAUAUUUAUUAGUUGAAGUUGACACAUCUUUUGUAUGAUUAAUUUGGUUGAUAGUGAGAGGAGGUGUAUUAUUUGCAUUAUUUGUUUUUUUUAGAAAAAUAUGUGCAGUUUUCUUGGACUGGAUUUUCUCAACUAUGAAGAGGAUAAGCUUCUUUCACUGCAAAGACCUUAAACCUCUGAUCUUCUGUCCUUCAAGCAACACGGAUCUUCACCGUUAAUCUGACCUGAGCUGAAAAGAUUUCGAAUUUACGAUGUCAAUUUCGGAGAAAUCAAGGCCGUGCUCAGCUUCCUCAUCACUGUCACCGAUGUCAGUCCACGAUUUUGAUCCGUUGCUGAAAGAUUUGAAUGAGAGGAAGCAGAGUUUUCGCCGGAAUGUGGUGUCGUUGGCAUCGGAGUUGAAAGAUGUUCGGAGCCGGUUAGCGUCUCAGGAGCAAUCAUUUGUUAAAGAAACCCUUACAAGACAGGAAGCAGAGACAAAGGCCAAACACUUGGAAGAGGAGAUUAGCAUAAUGCAGAAGAGAGUGGAACAAAGAAAUCAGCAGCUUGAGGUCUCAGCAUCUGCGGCUGAGAAGUUCCUCACGGAAUUGGAUGGUCUGAGAUCGCAACUUUCAGCCACCCAAGCAACUGCGGAUAUUAGUGCUGCAUCAGCUCAAUCGGCACAGCUUCAGUGUUUAGCACUUUUGAAGGAAUUAGAUGAAAAGAACUGCUCGUUAAAAGAGCAAGAUGAUCGUGUAAUUAGGCUAGGAGAGCAAUUAGAUAAUCUGCAGAAGGAUCUUAAGGCUAGAGAGUGUUCCCAGAAGCAACUGAAAGAUGAAGUUUUGAGAAUUGAGAAUGACAUUAUGCAAGCUAUCGCAAAAGCGGGGGUGAACAAGGACUGUGAGCUGCGGAAAAUAUUGGAUGAGGUAUCUCCGAAGAAUAUUGAGAAGAUCAAUAAGCUUUUAGUUGUGAAGGAUGAAGAAAUAGCAAAACUGAAAGAUGAAAUCAGGGUAAUGUCUGCUCAUUGGAAGCUCAAAACUAAGGAGUUUGAAUCACAGGUACAUUCAUCACAUGCUUUCUUUUCCUGCAGUUUUUUUUAUAAGGUCCUCGUUAAUAGAUCUGUAAUGAAGUUCAACAAUUUUCUGGAACAGUUGGAGAAACAACGACGCAUUGAUCAGGAACUGAAAAAGAGGGUCUUGAAAUUAGAGUUUUGUCUCCAGGAAGCUCGUGCUCAAACGCGAAAGCUUCAAAGGAUGGGUGAGCGGAGAGACAAGGCUCUGAAAGAGCUCAAAGAUCAGUUACAGCGGGGUGGUGGUGGAGCUGCAGCUGCUGAAAGACAAAACUUUUGGGAAACCUCCGGUUUCAAAAUCAUGAUGUCUAUGUCCAUGUUGAUCUUGGUGGUGUUCUCAAAGCGAUGAAAUCAUUGUACUGUCGAGUGUCGUGUAUAAAGAGCAUGAAACUUCAGUUUUAGUCAAGGAAUUAGGAAUUGCUGCACAGACCACAGUUGUAAAGGUUCUCGUUAUGUAGCAUUAGCAGAUAAUGCAAUUUUGUUGUUCUCGUUAAAACCACAUUAGCGUAUGAAUAUCGAAUUUGCAGGUGGGUUCUGUGAAUUUUAGUACCUCAAGUUUUCCUCCU
Malus domestica (apple) is the source of this 1656-nucleotide messenger RNA. NCBI's taxonomy places the organism in Eukaryota, Viridiplantae, Streptophyta, Magnoliopsida, Rosales, Rosaceae. The record is from RefSeq and is a predicted model, not a curated record.